GUAGCGUCGGAAGACAAGAUUCAGCGGGUCCUUUGGGGCUAAGGUCAUUACGUGCUGCUGGGCGGUGGAAAAGGGAACGCCUCUCUCUUUCACUUCUUUCAACAGACUAUUUGAGCAACUCCAGAGGUGUGCUUCAUGAAAUGCAAGGAAAGGUUUCGCCGAACAUUUUGCUAAAUUAAGUGACUAUCCACUAUCCGCCGUGAGCCCCCGUCACGAGCUUUCCUUCUUUCCAGUCCAAAGGCGGGAAAACCGAGUCCGGGGGUGAGAAAGGCGCUCCCGCGGUCCUGCCCCGCAAAAAAGACGAGGGGGCAAAGGAAAAGGGGUGGAAAGGUUAAGCAUUGUUACUCUGCAGUGGUUAACAAAAUAACAUGAAUGACGUAAGACGCCAAUCUCUGUUUUUCAUCCGUCUACCUGAGCUGCAAAAACUUUGUGCUGUGAAGGUGACAGUAUGUUCUCAGCUGGCGGUUACUGAAAUUAGAACAGCACAGAGGAGGAUGUGCAGACAGAUCUUGUUUCUUCAUCAAGAUGUCCUUUCCUCACCUGUUCCUGGGACACUGAAUCAAAUUUCAGUGGUUAUGACGAUACCCUUCUACAAAUCAGGAAAAUUUCAGGCCUACAUAGAAAGCUAUAGAGCUACAAUGGCAAUGCCAGAGAGAGUUCUCCCAUCUGUCUUUCAGACCUGUCUUUCUUACUCACUUGUAGCUAAACUUGCUCCCCAUUGGAACCAAGCUGGUCAUCUGUUGAUACAAGGGAAAGAUUUUCUCUCACAACGAGGAAAGCAAAAUGCUGUUGCUAUGGACAUCAAUAUAUCAGACAACCAGCUCUGCAUCAGUGUGGAAGUGUACACUAUACAUCUGCCACCACCUGAGCUGGAGGAUUUUGAAAUUUCAACAAAUGCCUUAAAGAGAUUUGAUAUUGAUGAUAAUGCAGUUAUUGAAAAAUAUUCUAUUUUAAGUAACUGGUGCUAUGUUUUGCCAAGUAUGAAAAUGGGCAAAAUCAUAAACAUCAGUCACGUGAUACCAUCUGACUCUGUCUUUGAGUCAUACAGGGCUUUGAAGUUGCACUGGGAAAAUCUGUAUGGCUAUAUUCUGCCAGAAGAUUCUCAGAUAUAUUGCAGUAUUUACUUCAAAUUGAUAGGGGAGCAGCUCUUUACAUAUCCUUUCAGUUGCAUCAGAAGUCGACCAGUGGAAUACUUUCCUAGAGUAGAUUUAGAAGGUGUUUUAAAUGCUUUUGUUACUGAUCUAAAGAAUAUAAUUCCUUCUAUAUGUGGGUUUCCUCUAAAGAUGACAAGUAAAGCAUUAUAUGCCACAAAAUAUCUCACACAGUCCUCUGCUCAGGACUUAAACACAAAACCAGCUAAUCUCACUGAAAAAAGAAACUGGAAGGUAACUUUAACUCAAGUAAUGCCCAAAAAGGAUAUAUUUAAUCCUUCAUCAUGUGCUACAGAAAACAGCCGCCAGAUGGAGCUUCAAGUCAACCAGCCAAAAACAGGCAUUUUCUCUAAUCUGCAUUUACUAGCUGAAGAUGAGAACACUAGAGAAGUAGGGUGCAGUGUCUAUAAUAAGAAACAGUGGAAGAAAUCAGAAAAAUCUACAAUGAUGUUGAACUCAAAUGAAUCUUCCAAAUUUUCGAAAGAUCCUUUAAUAAAAGACUCCACUAGAGUAAUACCCAUUUUCAAAGGAAAACUCUUACUUACGGAUAGGCAAAUGACAAAAAACACCAAUGGAAAGAAAAAAUUAAAUAUUGCACAAUAUGAGCCAUUGAAAUCUAACACAGCUUCUAAAUCAGUUGUAUCCAAGUCCAGUGCAGUUCAGCUUAAUAAACCAUUACAUGAUGCUUCAAGAAAUUAUAAAACUGUUCUUCAGAUAGAGAUUGGAAAAAGCAAGGCAAAAUCUACUAAGCACAGACUGAAAGAGAAAAACAAGGAUAACGGAUAUCUGCCAAAUUGUGCUUUCACUAAAACUAUAGUUUCAUAUAGAAAUUCGACUAAAAUGAAAUCUGGAAGACAAAGUUCCUCUUUGGUGUUUGCUAGUGAUCAGUCAAUGUGUGAUGCAUCAACUGUCCAUCAGUAUAUAAAUAAACCUGCAAAUUUCAGCACAGGCCAGAAUGCUAGGAGUACUGGAUCAAAGAAAACCCAUCUCUGCAUGUCUAAUCCAGAUGUAAAUGAGAAAAAUGUCAGAAUAUUUCAGGAUGAAUUGCAAAGUCCAACAGAAGAAUCAAAAAUUAAGCCUUACAGAUCAGUACAUAAUAAAGCUAAAAAAGGAAAAAGUCAAAAAGAACCGGUAAGACCUGAUAAAGAUACUGCUAACAUACCCUGCCACCAUCUGCAGUUUAACUCUCUACAGGAAGAAGGAGAAAGCUAUCCAAAGCUCAAGAAACCAAGAACCAAUAAGCCAUAAAAUGAAUAAAGAUGGAGAAGAAUUAGAGGUACUGAAAGAGGCACGUCGGCAGUAACUGUUUUUACCUUUACUACUAGCAUAAUUAAACAAAAGUGGCAAGAGUUGCAUUCCUUUGCUAUAAAGGCAGUCAUAUUCCUGUUUUAUUUCACUGUAACCCAGAGCCUAUCUACAGUUUAGUACACAAACAGAUCUCCAAAGCAUGCAAACAAUCCUCUAUAUGCAGAAAAACCUGAAUUAAUAUGGGUGUACAAAAGAAUGCAUGUGCUACUAACCAUUUCUCUUCAUUAAAAUUAAUAACGAAGAUAUUGCAGGUAGGAACAUUAAUUGGAGCUCCCAUACUCUGAAUGGAAGGUCAGGGUAGCUGAAUGACUACUUGUGCAAAUGGUGAUAGACUGUAGGUUAGCACCAGGUGCACAAGUAGAAAAGCACCUCUGCAAAUCAUCUGUCUUGAAUAUUCUCAGGCCAUCCUGUUCCAGCCUGCUUCUUUACUCUGGGCAGAAGCACUUUGUAUUUCCCUGUCUGUGAACAUUUGCACUUCUGUUGUCUUUGUGUGUGUGCGUCCAUGCGUGUGUGUGUGUGAAUACCUAUUUUUGCCUAUGCCUCUGCCCACCAUUGGAUGCUGUUGCCUUCUGGCCCCCAAUCACAGUGAGCACCAGACACCACUGCUAUUUGCACAGGAAGUAUAUAGGAGAGUGCAAAGUAUAGGCCUGCAUUUUGCUCAGAUUCCUUUCUGCUUGUACAGAUGUUAAACUAUGGUUUAGUACUAUAUUUUAUUCCUGCCUAAAUACAGUACCUUUAAUUAUACGCCCCCCAUGUUAUUAUUCUUAAGAUGAUUGAUAACCCAACAUUUGGUAAAUACUGUGUGAACCUUUAUUCUGUGAUGUGUGUCUUGACUGAAAAGCUCCAUACAACCAAUGUCUUUUCACCCAGGUACUACAUUUCAUUAUCAGUUCAGUGGUAACAGCAAAGUACCUUUGUUUUGGCAUUGGCUUUGUUACAAGUAUGAUGUUCUGGUUUGUGUAGUCCCCAGUCCCCACCAUGGGAAGGGAAAGAGAUUUAAAGUUUUUGAUUUGUUUGGAACUGCUUUGUCAAGUGGGAGAAACUGUGAACUGACAAGCUAGAACAGUAAAAUAGAGCAGAUCUGGUUUGAUAUUUCAGAUUGUAGACUAGCUGUGGUUUAGGAGUGGGGUUGGGAAUCUGAGGUUCAUGGCAAGCCCAUGUUGAAAACAAUACAUUAUAGUUUGUGGUUAUGUGUGAAUUGAAAAUAUUUUUGUAUACUGCAGUUAUAUACAUAAGAAGAGAGAGUCCCAAUGUUAAGAUUCUGUGUGUUAUUUAUAGUCAACUCUAGGGCUAUAAUCUUAUAUAUUGGAGUGAAGUUCCUUUGAAAUUGUUGGGACUUAAUGCUGAAACAGAUACAUGCAAUUGCUUUUUUCAGAGACAUGGUUCGAAAGAGGGAUCACUCUUUGUAGUGUGUGUACCUAUUUCAUUAGUACCUCUGAUAAGUAGGUUUUACAGGUUUUUAAUGUUUCCUAAAUGAGAAAGUACUGUUUGACAAAGGGUAACAAUAAAGCAAAAUAAAUAUGUAUGUAACUUUGAGAAACAACACUUCUCUCAAAUAUUUUCAGCUCUUUAAACAAUUGUGCUUUGUCUUAGGUCUAGUAACCAUUUAUAGGGCCAAUAUAUUUGUUUCUGAAUAUAGUAGCCUCUAACUUGCAUGAGCAAUCUUCUCAGGCAUGGUCCAUGGUCUGGGG
Molecule: messenger RNA, 4150 nt
Organism: Pogona vitticeps (central bearded dragon)
Lineage: Eukaryota; Metazoa; Chordata; Lepidosauria; Squamata; Agamidae
Gene: C4H18orf63
Product: chromosome 4 C18orf63 homolog
Source: RefSeq, a predicted model, not a curated record